Amyelois transitella is the source of this 1216-nucleotide messenger RNA. RefSeq lists its product as uncharacterized. NCBI's taxonomy places the organism in Eukaryota, Metazoa, Arthropoda, Insecta, Lepidoptera, Pyralidae. The record is from RefSeq and is a predicted model, not a curated record. The transcript has 2 exons. The coding region runs from base 152 to 1216 and encodes 354 amino acids.
AUUUGUAUGCAUUAUUUGCGGUGACAACCAUCGAAUUUAUGAUUGUGCAAUUUUUAAGGCGAAGAGUGUCCAAGAUAAAUUAAGUGACGUUAAGAAAUUUAAAUUAUGCUCGAAUUGUCUUCGUCAAGGUCAUCCGCUUAAUGAAUGUCGAAUGGGACCGUGUCGUGAAUGCAAAAAACGCCACAAUACGUUGCUUCACGAUCCUGACUCUAAUAAAACUUCAUCUACUACUGAAUCUAACAUCGCGGUAAACCAUUCUUCACAAAAUCAGCAACAAGUACUUUUGUCUACCGCACUUAUAGAAGUUUGCAACCCAGUGACAAGGGCAACAUCGAAGGUUCGAGCUCUCCUGGAUUCAGGAAGCCAGUCUUCUUUUAUUUCUUCUUCUCUUAAGGACGAGUUGGCAUUAAACUCAACUCGUAUAGAUAAUUUGCGAAUUAUAGGUAUAGGCAAUAGCAACUGCAAUAAUGUGACUGAGUCAUGCACUAUUAAAAUUAAUUCUAUAAACACGCCUUUUAGCGUUCAAUUGUCUUGUUUAGUAUUAAACGAGUUAACUAGUGGACUACCUAAAACUCCCAUUGAUAUCAAGACACUAAAAUUGCCAUCUUCUAUAGUCUUAGCCGAUCCUACAUUUUAUCAGCCUUCUAAAGUUGAUGUAUUGAUAGGGGCUGAUCUAUUUUGGCAUGUACUUGGGGGAGAACAAAGAAAUUUAGGUCCUAAUCUUCCAAAAUUGCAUAGUUCCAAAUUUGGCUGGUUGAUUUCCGGUCCUAUAUAUACAAAAGUAAACUACAACUCCGUUCAAUGUAAUCACGCAUCUGUUCUACAAAAUGCAGACGAUGAAAUACAUAGAAUGCUUCCUAUAUUUUGGAAUCUGGAAGAGGUUCCCAAUAAAACUAAAUUGAGCGAUAAGGAUAAAUUUUGCGAAAAACAUUUUUUACUUAAUACCACAAGGCUAGAAAAUGGUAGAUUUUGUGUGAAGCUACCCUUAAUAGAUGAACCCGAUUGCUUAGGUGAUACUUACGCAUUGGCUAAAAAACGUUUUAUUAAUUUAGAAAAAAGAUUUAAACGAAAUCCAACUCUUAAAUUGGAGUAUUCUAAAUUCAUUAAUGAAUACAAAAUGUUAGGACAUCUCACAGAAAUAACAACUAAACCAAACAUUUGUUAUUUUCUAUGUCACCACGCUGUACUCAAGGAAACCAGAAAGUCUAAUGUUUAG